AUUUUCAGUUAAUAUUGGCUAUUUUUGUGAAAGGAUCAACUGUUAAAACGAAUUUCAAACCAUUCCGACCUUCGAUUUUCGUAACUAGAUACUUAAAUGUUAUUUUGUAAAAUUAUGUUCAUUGUUGAUACACUACUACAGGGGUGGAACGUUUAAAUCAAAAGUUGAUAAGAAAAUAUAUAUUCUCACAUCACAAGAGCUUUAACACGGCACAGUAGUUUAAAUAUCUUAAGGAUUUAUAAAAUUGCAGGAGACAAAAACCGGACAUUUUAGGGUGAAUUAGACAUUACUCUUCACCAGAUUAAGUGAAGCGCAGAGUUUGUUUGUUUUACUCAUUUGUCAUUUCGAAUUGAAUGUUAAAUACAUACAAUACUUGUUAGUUACAAAUGAUUCUAAAGAAAUAUCUGAUUUGUUGGAUAACUUUAAAUUAAACUCGUCUGUUUGUUGAACAAUUAAUCCUUGAAUUAGAAAAGUUUUAAUUCAACAAAUCGUUCGAACGUGAUAUUAUCACAAUGGAAAAAGGAUUGAGUAAGGAAGUGUUGAAGGCACAUAACGCCACAGGGAAGACUGCUGAUCCUAAACACGACGCUGUGUCACAUAAAUCACACGGUACCAGGGAUCGAGCCGGAACCAUGCAGAGCGAAAGUUCAACCGGUACAGGAAAACUCAAAUUAAUGAGACUCAGACACAAAAUUAAACUUUUUGGUGGAUCAUUCUCAAAGAGUGGCUCAGAAUCACAGAUUCAGAAACAGUACGAAAACACGUACCGUCUCGAACCAGACGAUAAAACAAGAUUUUCUACGAAGAAGGCAGAAGAAAUUAUCAGGCAUGUGCUGGAAAAUUACUUGAAAGGAAAGAAAUACGACCCAAAGAAGUUUCCAAAUUUAUGCAAAAGUUUAGCCGAAUUGAUUAAAGAACGCAUAAAGACUUCCGGUUGUCAGCGUUACAAGUUGAUUGCGCAUGUCAUGAUUCUAGAAAAUCAGGGACAGAGCAUGCGGCACGUGAGUCGAUGUCUGUGGAAUAAAGAAAAUGACAAUUACGCCACUGCUACCUUUGAAUCGGGCGAAUUCACAGCUGUCGGUAGUGUUUUCGCUACAUAUUAUGAUUAACUUUGAGAUUAUUAAAAAAUACUUUGGGAUUAUCUAAGAAAUUGAGGAUUAUAAAAAAAAAGACUUUACCGGAAGUGGACAAAAAAGAUUUUGCGCGGAUUCUCGUUGUAUAUGUGUUAGAUACAUGUAUAUACUUUCUUUACUUUUAAAUUAUUAUUGAUUAGUAAUUAGAAAUUGAACUCGUUUACAAUUGUUAAAACAAUGUUGUGUGUACCACUUUUAUUUUAUCCAAACAAUGCUAUCAGAGCUUAAAUUACGUAUAUUGACUUGAUAACACCGAUAGUUCACAUGAAAGUUGUAAAAGUAUUUGUUGAAUUGUCGUGAAAGGCCCAUAAAGUCUUACUUUUCUAAUUUACACUUAUAAAUCACAUAUCAGUACAAAUAAACUGCAUUUUAAAUCAAAAUAA
Ruditapes philippinarum (Manila clam) is the source of this 1516-nucleotide messenger RNA. RefSeq names its product dynein light chain Tctex-type protein 2B-like. The record is from RefSeq and is a predicted model, not a curated record. Gene Ontology annotation, molecular function: dynein intermediate chain binding. The coding region runs from base 513 to 1109 and encodes 198 amino acids. Gene Ontology annotation, biological process: microtubule-based movement. The transcript has a single exon. Lineage: Eukaryota; Metazoa; Mollusca; Bivalvia; Venerida; Veneridae. Gene Ontology annotation, cellular component: cytoplasmic dynein complex; cytoplasm.